Messenger RNA from Eublepharis macularius, 2056 nucleotides. It is a transcript of the gene TMEM265, whose product is annotated as transmembrane protein 265. Gene Ontology annotation, cellular component: membrane. The transcript has 2 exons. Bases 486 to 854 code for a protein of 122 amino acids. The record is from RefSeq and is a predicted model, not a curated record. NCBI's taxonomy places the organism in Eukaryota, Metazoa, Chordata, Lepidosauria, Squamata, Eublepharidae.
UCUGGGAGGUGAGAAGACCAAACGGAGAGCUGCCUUGGGGAACAGUGGAGAGGUAAGCUGCUCCUGGUCUGGAUUUUUUUCCUGAUUCCUUUUUUCUCAAUCCAAAAGAGCUGAAUUUUAGAGUCCUUGGGGUUGGGAAGAUCUAACCAGGUAUACAGAAGACCUUCCUCUUCAAAAUUCAGAUGAAGAGGCAGCAUACUGUAACCAUUUAUACAGUGCUUUCAGUUCUCUAACUAGAUGUUUUCCACAACAUUGGUGAAGUAUGGCACCAGUGUGCUCACAUUACAAGCAGGAAACAAGCAUGGAAAAGGGCUUUUCCAGGAUUUGAAUUCCGGACGCUGACAUCAAAGACUUCCACAACCUGCUGGUGCUGAACUGAGAACCAUUAACGUGGACUCCGAGGUCCACUCCGCAUUAAGGGUAGAGCGACACGGGCGUCCUUUUUUACCACUCUCCAGCAGCCUUCCUUCCGUGUCCCAGAUGUAAUGGCUGAAGAGAUGGAGCUCAGCAAUGGGACCUCAGCUAGGGAAGGGGCCGAGACUGCUGUGAUGAUCAACUCGGGGGCCAUGGAGAAUCACUGCUCUGACAAGGCUUUUCCUUUGUGCGUGCGCAGACUGCGCAACCUGGCUAUAGCUAGCAUCGUCUGUGGUUGUUCCUGCAUUGGAGUCCUAGCCCUGAUCUAUGCAGUCAAGGCUAGGGAGAAACAAAAAGCAAAUUCCAGCAAAGAAGCCGCCUACUGGGCUCGGAAGUCCCAGCGUUUGUCUUUCCUAAGUAUUGGUGUCUGGGUCUCUCUCCUCCUCCUGGUCCCCUUGUCAAUCAUCCUCUUUUCCUACGCCUUCUCUCAAGCUGAAUGAUGUUCCUAAUUAACAUGUGCCAAGAUUCAUCUUUUUUUGACUCUGGAAAUGGAGCUACUUAAUCUACUGCCAUUUACUGAAUGACAUGAUGUCAGAAAAAGACAUGUUCGUUUAUUGUUGAGGGCCUGGGGCUACGGACAAGGCACCAUUGCAUGUUUAUGGAUGUAGAUAGUGCUGGAGAAGAUGUUAUAAAUCUUGUUCCGUUGCAGCCAAAGGACUUAAUUCAGUAGCAUACUUGAGUUAGGCCUGUGGCACAGAUGUGGGAUAAGCCUUGAUUUAGACUUUGCUGAUGCAUGAACAUGACUUAGGAGCCGGGUUAAGAGAGACUGAAGCCACAUCAUUCUCCUCCUGUGCUAUUUUUCUUUCAAAAGUUGCUGUGUUUAUGCGUUGUUUUCUUUGGAUACUCGUCCUACGAGCUCCUUUGGACCAAAUGCACAGAAUACUCAACUUGGAUCUCAGAAACCUGAUUUCAAAUCACUGGUUGGUGAUAAGACUCCCUUGGUUGUUUUGAGCAUCAUUCCUUCACUGAUAAAAAUGAGAAACUCUAAUCCUAAGGAUACUUUUCUACAGUCCUAAGGACACAUUGAAUAACAUGGCACUUAUGAGCAGACCUGCUUGGAAUUGGUCACAUUGUGGUCUCUCCCUUUCGCGGAUGAUGGAAGAGUGAAUGAAGUAAAACUAUGCAAAACCAAAUUAUUCAGAACGGCUUUCUUACACAGAGGUAAUAAGGCCAUGCUGUAAGGUAUGAUUAAGGAGAUGUAUCAAUAAAUAAAGGUAUGCAGACGGUAGACUAUAUUGUUAUGUACUGUUACUGUUGUUUAUUGUGUCAUGUGAAAUUGCUUAUAUUUUGUGUCAACGUUGUGUCAGCUCUAUCAGAUUUCAGCUUGUAUUUGAAUUGUUCUGAAAUCUAUACCCUAUUGUCUUGCUUAUUGAAUGUCCCGGGUGCUGAAUGUUUUGAAUUAUACUUUGUAAUCUGCUUUGAGUCUCGAUGAGAAAGGUGGAUUAUAAAUAACAUAAAUAAAUAAAACCACUUUAAGCCCUCCGGAGAAGGAAAAUAACUAGUAACAAUUUGUAGGGACCCGUCUUUUUGCUGCCGUUAAUGUUACUUGAAAUGUACUUAUCUUGUAUAUUCUGAUGGGUCCUCUCUGUGGUGACUGUUGUCUAAAUGCAGAUUCAAGUGAAAUGUUGCUGAUUAAAUAGAA